CAUCAGUCAAUUCUUUGUCGUUAUCGCGCCACUGGCCAUCUCACCCAUCUAGUCGCUGUGGCUAGCUCUGACAUCCUGCAGGUGAGUCGGACGAGCCCGCCAUUUCGCGUUCCAUCGAAUCCAUUGCAUUCCCCAGGUUUAUAUCACUUCUCGCGCGCUGUCAGGUCGGGCCCCAGCUCGCCUACUGACUACUAUACUCCGUGAUCUCCCUGAUCUGACCGUUGCCAGCCAGUCCCGGCCGGCUGCCGCAUGGAUGCCUCGCCCUAAUCUCAAGCGACCCCGGCGCCCCUGGUGCAUUGCCAUUGCUAUUGCCAUAGCCCUUGUGGUGAUCAUUGUGAUAGUCGUGCCAUGCGCCGUAAUCUUGACGCGCAAAAAUCACGGCAAGAAGACCAACGUCUUGUUCCCCUUGUAUAUCUGGCCCACCAACGACACGACCUGGGAUCCUCUAUAUGAUUCCGUCACCGCCCACCCGGACCUAAACUUCACCAUCAUCAUCAACCCAUCCAGCGGACCUGGGUCCACCGCCUACCCCUCAGACGAAUAUGCCUCCCAAGUCGAACGACUGGGAACGUACUCCAACGUGCGAAAAGUCGGAUACGUCCGCACCGGGUACGCAACCCGCAACAUCACUGCGGUACUGGACGAAGUCGCCACCUACGCCGGGUGGUCCAACGAAUCCCUCACGCUGGCCAUGGACGGGAUCUUCUUCGACGAAGCACCGUACGACUACUCCGCCACGAAAGUCGAAUACAUGAACACCAUCAACGCAGCCGUGAAGAACUCCUCCGGCCUGAGCGGGGAUCGGAUGGUGAUCCACAACCCCGGCACGAUCCCGGAUACCCGCUACGACAGCACCACCACCGACCUCACCGUCGUCUUCGAGAGUACCUACCAGGAUUACUUCUCCGUCCGCCAUGGCCUGAACGCCCUGAGUGCCGAUCGCACCGGCUACGCAUACAUGCUACACGCGGUGCCUGACAAUCUGAGCAACAGCACGUUGCGGAAAUUGGUCGAUCAGAUGAGCCGAAAGGCCGAGUAUCUGUUCCUGACCACGUUGAGCGAGGAUUACUAUGAGAGUUUUGAUCCCGAGGGGGCGACGAUUGCCGAUUUGAUGCCGACUAGAAUCACUAGCUACCCCCAGCUGGAGUUCCUGGUGAUCGUCAACCCCAACAGUGGGCCCGGUGCCUUGCCGUCCCCUGAUGCCAACUAUACGCGCGAGGUGGCUCGCUUGAACGCCUAUCCCAAUGUCUACACCGUCGGCUACAUCCGCAUCGACUACUGCCGCAAGCCAUUGGCCGCCGCCUGCGACGAGAUCGAUCGCUAUGCCAGUUGGGCCGUCGACCAUGCCACCACGGGGCUAGGCGUCGGCGGCAUCAUGGUCGAUGAGACGCCCAACCACCACGACGCCGCCCAGGCCCAGUACCUCUGCGCCCUUCGCGAUCACAUCAAGGCCUCCCCGGGCCUCCUCCGCGAUCGAUUGGUCGUACACAACCCGGGCACGCCCCCGGACGCCGAGAUGGCCGAUGCAGGCCCGGAUCUGAUUUUCGUGUGCGAGGAGCCAUAUGCUCGGUAUCGCACCAAUGAGGUCCAGCAUCGGCUGCGCGAGCUGCACUAUCAUCGUGACCGAUGCGGCUACAUGGUCACCGAAGUGCCGUGCCAGGAGAUCCCCGCCCUGGUCCGCGAUCUGCGCCAUCGCGCAACCUACAUCUUUGUCACGGAGAUCGUCGGCGACUUUUAUGAGCGCUUCGGACCAACCAGUUGGGGGGCGAUGAUGGAGGCGUUAGUGGAGGCCGAGGAGACGGCGAAGACGGAAUGACUAAAAGAAACCACAGGCAACGGGACCAGGGAAACAGGAAAAAGCAGGGGAAAGUGGAACAGGAACCCGUGGAGACGCUGGCUUCGACGUGUCGUGAGUGUGAAGCACUAAAUUAGGGCGCACGCAAGGGCCGCUCCGAAUGGCCAAUUUCCGCUUAGCGCUUAUCGGAAGCUGGGAUUGCCGGGUGCCUUGAUUAAAAGCAUGUCGAGCGUUCUGGAAUCACCCACUUAGCUUAGGGGACUAGUGCAGCUUACAGAAGAUGAAUCCAACCUUG
Messenger RNA from Aspergillus ibericus CBS 121593, 2090 nucleotides. RefSeq names its product spherulation-specific family 4 protein. The coding region runs from base 254 to 1816 and encodes 520 amino acids. Lineage: Eukaryota; Fungi; Ascomycota; Eurotiomycetes; Eurotiales; Aspergillaceae. The record is from RefSeq and is a predicted model, not a curated record. The transcript is spliced from 5 exons.